Brassica napus (rape) is the source of this 1971-nucleotide messenger RNA. RefSeq lists its product as uncharacterized. NCBI's taxonomy places the organism in Eukaryota, Viridiplantae, Streptophyta, Magnoliopsida, Brassicales, Brassicaceae. Gene Ontology annotation, molecular function: zinc ion binding. The coding region runs from base 1 to 1971 and encodes 656 amino acids. The transcript has 4 exons. The record is from RefSeq and is a predicted model, not a curated record.
AUGGAAGUUUUGUGCAUCUGUGGACAAUGGAUCUCAAAAGAAUAUCUCCAGUGGGAGUUUCUUGUUGAUUUGAAGAGGAAUGCAUCAAUCAUUUCCAUAGAAGAAGAUCUACUGUAUGAAGAUUUGAUGAAGAUUGUCUCUGAAGAUUUUAGUGUUAAAGAGGAAGAAAUCAGUUUGAGUUAUGGUGUUUCUACAGUUCCUCUGAAUGCUCUUCCGGAUUUUAGUCCUGUCCAUAUUGGACUUUUGCGGAGUCUUCUAUAUGAAGGUGUUUCUACAGUUCCUCUGAAUGCUCUUCCGAAUUUUAGCCCUGUCCAUAUUGGACUUUCACCAACCACGAGAGGAGCUGGCGAUAUUAAGGUGAAUAGCUAUUUUAAGACAAAGAGAGAGUUGAUGUUGAGGAUGAAGAAAUGGGCUUUAGAGUGGAAGUUUGAGUACAAGACUGUCUCUUCUAACAAGUCAAGAGUGCUUUUGAGUUGUGUUGAUGAAAAUUGCACGUGGAGGAUGCGUGCUAUCAAGCUACCUCUUUCAGAUUUUUUCGUUGUUAAAAAGUAUGUUCAUGAGCAUACAUGCGAUACAACACACAGGAAAGCCAACCACGGACAAGCAUCUGCAAAGUUGUUGGGUUCUUUGAUUUGCAGCAAUUAUGGAGAAAAAAAGGAAGGUGUCAAACCGAAACAGAUCAUUGAACAGGUCAGGAUGCUGCAUGGUGUUCACAUCAAUUACAAACAAGCUUGGAGAGUGAGAGAAGAAGCUCAGAUUUUGGUUAGAGGGACUCCUGAAGACAGCUAUUACAAUUUGUCUAGGUGGUUGUAUAAAAUCACAGAAACAAACCCUGGUUCCUUGACUUAUCAACAUGUGGAUGCUGCAGGAAAGUUCAAGUAUGCAUUUGUGGCUUUUGGUACUUCGAUAAGGGGAUUCUCAUUGAUGAGGAGAGUUAUUGCAGUAGAUGGUACAUUUCUGAAGGGAAAAUUCAAUGGGACUUUAUUGGCAGCUUGUGCUCAAGAUGAGAAUUAUCAUCUAUAUCCUCUCGCCUUUGCAGUGGUUGACGCAGAAAAUGGCGCCUCUUGGAAAUGGUUCUUUAGAGGUUUGAGCCAGAAGAUCCCGGACGCUUCGGAUCUUGUUUUUGUAUCAGACAGGGCUAACUCCAUUUCUUCAGCGUUGGAGGAUGUAUAUCCCUUAUCUCACCAUGGAAUUUGCAGGAUCCAUCUGCUCCGCAACAUCACUCCUACAUAUGCGAAGACUGGGUUGCUACCUCUGGUGGAAAGCGCUGCUGAUGCCUAUACGUGUCACGAGUUCUGGUUAAUCUUCAAGGACAUAAAGGAUAAAUGUCCUGAAUUGGCUAAGUAUCUGGAAGAUUCUGAUUUUAGGAAGUGGGCACGAAGCUAUGCGCCUGCGAACAAGUAUAAUAUCAUGACUACCAACAUUGCAGAGUCUCUCAAUUCUAUGUUGAGGAUGCCUCAUGAGUUGCCCAUUAUCUCUCUCCUUGAAACUAUCAGAUUGACGAUGACCACUUGGGCCGCAAUGUUGUUGAAUGUGUAUCAAGUUGAUCGAAGCGAGUUUGAGGUGAAGAAUGAAACAAUGAAGUUUGUUGUUGACUUGGAGAAGCGGCAUUGCACAUGUAAUGUUUUCGACAUUGACAAGAUCCCCUGCAUCCAUGCCAUCGCUGCUGCUAAGCAUAUCAAGAGAGAUGAAAACCUUUUUGUUGAUGCUUCUCACUUGACAGAAACGUGGGCUAAAGCUUAUGCUGAAAGCAUACAUCCUGGUGGAGAGUUGUCAACGUCCACCUAUCCAGAGAAUAUUGAUGAACUGUCUUGCUCACCUCCAGCUACCAAAAAGAAAAGUGGACGCCCUCCUACAAAGAGAAAGAGAUCCGUUGGCGAGUUUGGGUUCCUGGAUCUAAAUCUCAGUCCCACAAGUGCAGCAGAUGUGGCACAGGAGGGCACAACAAGAGCACAUGCGAGAGGCCUAUAG